Messenger RNA from Salmo salar (Atlantic salmon), 222 nucleotides. The record is from RefSeq and is a predicted model, not a curated record. Lineage: Eukaryota; Metazoa; Chordata; Actinopteri; Salmoniformes; Salmonidae.
GAGGAGAGAGAGGAGAGAGAGAGGAGAGAGAGGGAGAGAGAGAGAUGGAGGGAGGGAAGAGACAGAGAGGAGAGAGAGAGGAGAGAGGAGAGAGAGAGGAGAGAGGAGAGAGAGGAGAGAGAGAGGAGAGAGGAGAGAGAAAUAAAAAGAGAGAAAGAGAGAGAGAAAGAGGAAGAUUUGCGGGAUAAGUAGAGGACCAAAGGGAAGGAUAGAUGAGGGAUA